Messenger RNA from Puma concolor (puma), 1956 nucleotides. Lineage: Eukaryota; Metazoa; Chordata; Mammalia; Carnivora; Felidae. The record is from RefSeq and is a predicted model, not a curated record.
AUGGCGGCUGUCUGCCAGAUGGUCGCCUCAGUGUCUGACUCCGAAAUGCCAACUGCAAUUAAAAACCUUCUUUCAGAGAACAAGUCUUUCAAUUCUGGGCCCAUAUGCCUUCCUCCUCAACAUGUGAACCAGCGGCAUCAGCAGAAUCUGGGAACGGUCUCCGUUUCUACCUGUAAUGCUCAGUUUAAUGAGUACUUGGCUAGGUUACAGGGCCCAGCUCUUCAAUCAAACAUUAACCCGGGUGUUGCUGUGGAGGUGAGGAGACUGACGGCAGUGUCCUGCCUCACCUACAGUGUCUCCUCUGAGUUGGCCAACACGCUUUUGUACCGCACAACUCUGCUCCAUUUUAACAAUGGCAUGAUGGUCACCGACAACAAUGGUAUCAUCAAGUUUCCGCAAUUGUGCAAAUUUUGUGAUGUGAGAUCUUCCACCUGUGACAGCCAGAAAUCCUGCCUGAGCAACUGCAGCAUCACGUCUAUCUGCGAGAGGCCACACGAAGUCUGUCUGGCCGUCUGGAGAAAGAACGAUGAGAACAUAACCCUAGAGACGCUUUGCCAUGACCCCAAGGUUACCUACCAUGGAAUUGCUCUUGAAGACUCUGCUUCUCCCAAGUGUAUUAUGAAGGAAAAAAAGGUGUUGGGCGAGACUUUCUUUAUGUGUUCCUGUAGCACCGAUGAAUGCAAUGACUACAUCAUCUUCUCAGAAGAAUACGCCACCAACAACCCUGACCUGUUGUUAGUCAUAUUCCAAGUGACAGGCGUCAGCCUCCUGCCCCCCCUGGGGAUCGCCAUAGCCGUCAUCAUCAUCUUCUACUGCUACCGUGUUCACCGGCAGCAGAAGCUGAGCCCAUCCUGGGAUACCAGCAAGCCACGAAAGCUCAUGGAGUUCAGCGAGCACCUUGCCAUCAUUCUGGAAGACGACCGCUCUGACAUCAGCUCUACCUGCGCCAACAACAUCAACCACAACACAGAGCUGCUGCCCAUUGAGCUGGACACCCUGGUGGGGAAAGGCCGCUUCGCCGAGGUCUACAAGGCCAAGCUGAAGCAGAACACUUCUGAACAGUUCGAGACCGUGGCGGUCAAGAUCUUCCCUUACGAGGAGUACGCCUCCUGGAAGACGGAGAAGGACAUUUUCUCAGACAUCAACCUGAAGCACGAGAACAUACUGCAGUUCCUGACAGCCGAGGAGCGCAAGACGGAGCUGGGGAAGCAGUACUGGCUGAUCACGGCCUUCCACGCCAAGGGCAACCUGCAGGAGUACCUGACGCGGCACGUCAUCAGCUGGGAGGACCUGCGCACGCUGGGCAGCUCCCUCGCCCGGGGCAUUGCCCACCUGCACAGCGACCACACCCUGUGCGGGAGGCCCAAGAUGCCCAUCGUGCACAGGGACCUCAAGAGCUCCAAUAUCCUCGUCAAGAAUGAUCUGACCUGCUGCCUGUGUGACUUUGGGCUUUCCCUGCGUCUGGACCCGACCCUGUCUGUGGAUGACCUGGCCAACAGCGGGCAGGUGGGAACUGCAAGAUACAUGGCUCCAGAAGUCCUAGAGUCCAGGAUGAAUUUGGAGAAUGUUGAGUCCUUUAAGCAGACGGACGUCUACUCCAUGGCUCUGGUCCUCUGGGAAAUGACAUCUCGCUGUAAUGCGGUGGGAGAGGUGAAAGAGUACGAGCCUCCAUUUGGUUCCAAGGUGCGGGAGCAUCCCUGUGUUGAGAGCAUGAAGGACAAUGUGCUGAGAGACCGAGGACGACCAGAAAUUCCCAGCUCCUGGCUCAACCACCAGGGCAUCCAGAUGGUGUGCGAGACUCUGACCGAGUGCUGGGACCAUGACCCGGAGGCCCGGCUCACGGCCCAGUGCGUGGCAGAGCGCUUCAGUGAACUGCAGCACCUGGACAGGCUCUCGGGGAGGAGCUGCUCCGAGGAGAAGAUUCCCGAAGAUGGCUCGUUGAACACUACCAAAUAG